Molecule: messenger RNA, 156 nt
Organism: Dentiscutata heterogama
Lineage: Eukaryota; Fungi; Glomeromycota; Glomeromycetes; Diversisporales; Gigasporaceae
Source: the annotation of a GenBank genome assembly
AAUGAACCACCACUAGUACCAUAUCGGUUUCCAAUAAUUGGGCAUACAUAUGAUUUUGUACAUGACUCUGAAAAUUUUCUCAAGGAAUGUAAGGAAAAGCACCCUGAAGUCCUAAGGCAUUCUGACGUUUUUGACUUUGUUGUAGCUGUAAAUAAG